Molecule: messenger RNA, 405 nt
Organism: Penicillium robsamsonii
Lineage: Eukaryota; Fungi; Ascomycota; Eurotiomycetes; Eurotiales; Aspergillaceae
Exons: 2
Coding region: 1-405 (134 amino acids)
Source: RefSeq, a predicted model, not a curated record
AUGAAACCUAUCAGCGAGACUGAACCACUUUACGAAUGCGUUUAUCUGGCCGGUCAUCCGGCUUUAACCACAUCCAAUUCAGACGACCCGCCCGGGUCUUUCCACUCUAAGGAUAUAUUUAUUCCUCAUCCUACGAUCCCGGGGCGAUGGAAGUUUUUGUUACGACUGGAUGACCGCAUUACCCUCGUUAAUGGCGAAAAAGUCUUGCCACUUUCCAUUGAAGGCUACGUCAAAGUGGGUAAAGGCACUCCGGGUCUUCUAAUCCUGCGCUCCGAGGAAGCUAGGGCCCAUUCUCUGUCGAAUGAAGACUACCUUAAUGCGAUCUGGCCGUCGAUUAAAGAGGCCAAUUGCUACGCAGAGGCUUUUGCUCAAAUCUCACGGGACAUAGUGGCGAUUCUGCCAUAG